GAGAAAAAAAGAAAAGUAAAGUGUAGAGAUCUGAGUCUGACACAGCCUUUUCAUUUAUCUAUCUAUCUCUCUCUCUUUUCUCAACGGACACAGGACAAUGCUUUGGAACCAACGGAACGGACUCGAUAAAUGGCGGACUCCAAUUUUAGAGUUUAGCUAGAUUUAAGGAACGUGUUUGAGGUCCGUGUUCUUUUAAACUUUACUACGUUUUUGUAACAUUCUACUUUCCAAGGCGGUUUUGUUUUUGUUGUCUCAGUUAGACACAGAAAGAGAGAGAAAGAGAAAGAGAAAGAGAGAAAGAGAGAGAGAGAGAGAGAGAGAGUAACUGAGACUGAGAGUGAGUAGAGUCUUGGUGGCUGGUGUGAGAGAGAGAGAUGGUGAAAUCUACCUCAUGCUUCAAAAUAAUCACCUGCGGUAGCGAUUCAAAGGACAAGGAUGAUCUCGAGGUCUCCGAGGCCAAGGGUUCAAGUGACAAACGUGGGUGGAGUUUCCGGAAGAGGUCUGCCCGGCAUCGAGUGCUUAGCAACACUGUUAUCUCAGAAACCCCCUCCUCUGCAAAUAAGGAGAGCCCAGAAGAUGUUAAUAUUAACUAUCAACAACCAGCCAACUCUACUGUUCUGGAGAAAAUUUCAGUGAUACAAUCAAUAGAUGAGAAACCCCAGCUGUCGACUUCAGUGGAAACAAAAGUAAUUGAGACAGUGGUUCCUACUGAAAAUGAAAAUAAGCUUGAUGUAUGCAAAGAGGAGUCUGUUAUUAUUGUCGAAAAUAAGCUUGAUGUAUUCGCAGAGGAGUCUGUUGUUAUUGUCGAAAAUAAGCUUGAUGUAUACGCAGAGGAGUCUGUUGUUAUUGUCAUCCAGGCUGCUAUCAGAGGGUUUCUGGGUCAGAUAAUGCUGUUGAAGCUUAAGAAUGUUGUUAAAUUGCAAGCUGCUGUUCGUGGGUAUCUGGUUCGAAGUCAUGCUGUGGGAACCCUACGUUGUGUUCAAGCCAUUGCCAAAAUGCAAGCUCUUGUUCGAGCCCGCCGUGCUCGUUUGUCUCUAGAGGGUUCAUAUCCAGAAAAUAAAUUAGGUGGGAAGCAUGAGAACAAUACCGAUACUUCAAAGACCUGGGAGAAGGAAAAAUUAGCAAUGGAAUCUAAUGUAACAUGCACUUCCAUUGAGAAGCUGCUAAGCAAUGGUUUUGCCCGUCAGCUGUUGGAAUCAACACCAAAGACCAAACCUAUCCAUGUUAAGUGUGAUCCUUCUAAACAUGAUUCUGCUUGGAAGUGGUUGGAGAGAUGGAUGUCUGUUUCUUCACCAGAUAUUGUUGAGUCAAAGAAAGCAGAGCCAAUUACAGAAAAACAGGAAAGAGAACAGGAUGAGAACUUGGUGUCUCAUUUUGAAACUGAAAUUCCAUCUGAAGUAUCUCCUGAGUCAAAGGAUGCUGAGUCCAACAAUAGGGAAUCACUGGUGCCAUCUGAAAGCGAAGAUAAUCUGAUUACUUAUGAUCCCAACGACUUCAACUUUCAGGCAUACAAUCCUACCUCUUUGUCAGAAGAUGAUUUAGAUCAGCCUCGGCCUGAAAGCACAAAUACAUCUGAUGCAAAAGAAACCUUGUUGGACAUGAUUUCUCUUCCAAAUCAAAGUACUCAAGCAGAUUCAAAUUCUCAAGUGGAGUUCAAUUUUCUUCCUGUGAAGCCUGAAACAGAAACCGAACAGCCAAAACGCUCUAUGAAGAGACUUGCCUCAGAACAGUUGGACACUGAAGAGAAGAAGUGUGUAUUUGGAUCAAGAAAGCCGAGCAAUCCUGCAUUUAUUGCUGCCCAGUCAAAAUUCGAAGAUCUUAGUACAAUUACCAGUGCAGGUAAAGAUGCUGAAGUUGAAUCACAUGUAGACACAACUCUGUCUGGAGCAAGUACUGUAAUCAGGACAAAGGAGCUCGGUAUAGCAGAAAAUUCAACCCCUCACAGUUCAAGGGUUCAAGUAGGUGGCUCUGAAUGUGGCACUGAACUCUCUAUUUCUUCUACCCUUGAUUCGCCUGACAUAUCUGAAGUCGGAGCACCGGAGUGUGAGCAUGAAGCCAAAGUUUUAGAGGAUGGAAUUUACAAUCCAAACAGCAUGAAAAACAUGGAUGUUGAAUCCAAGGAUGAAUCUUCCGUCUCAAUAUCUAACUUAUCUACCUCUGUCUUGGAUAAGCCAGAGAAUCUUGGUGAUGUCAAUGGUGAAUCUGUAAAUCUAAUUGUGACCACGGACACCCCACUGAUAGAGCCUAAGCUGGAGAAGGAUGCAUCAGCUGAUCUGCAGAGACAGCCGGACUCUGUGACAGGUCAUCAACCAUACCGGACAUCUCCAGAAGCUUCUCCCAGAAGCCAUAUAACUGUGCCUGAAUCUCAUGGGACGCCUUCUAGUCAGGUAUCUGUGAAAUCUAAAAAGAAAAGAAGUGAUAAGAGUGGAUCCAACCAAAAGCCUAGAUCCCUGUCAGGGGGUAAGAAAUCACCUUCGAAUCCAAAUCAUGAUUCUGGCUCAAGAGGUAGUGUGGAACAAUUGCCAAGAGAGGAGAAAAAUGGGAAGAGACGCAAUUCCUUUGGUUCAGCAAAAUCAGACCCUAUUGAUCAAGAACCAAUAGAGAGCAAUACUAAUAGUUCUCUUCCCCAUUUCAUGCAAGCCACAGAAUCUGCUAGAGCCAAGCUCCAAGCAAAUAACUCUCCAAGAUCAAGUCCAGAUGUGCAAGACAGAGACAGUUACAUAAAGAAGAGACAUUCCUUACCGGGUGCAAAUGGGAGGCAAGGGUCUCCACGUAUUUUACGUUCAACGUCUCAAGCCCAGCAGAGUGCGAAGGGAAAUGUUACUUAUCAGCAUGAAAGAAAAUGGCAGAGGUGAAGACAUUUGAAUUUAUCAUAUGCCUCAAAAGGAAAUGAUGGUGGAUCACCAGUGUCCUAGAUGGGCAAGUUGGAGUCAAUUAUUGAUCUACUUGACGGGUAGCUACUUAGUUUUGUAUACUGGUUUUUCUCCUCUUUGAUUGUGCUAGUUAAUCCAUGGAUGGAAUUGGGGGUUUGUGUGGAAAGGUUACAUAUAUAUGAAACUGAAUGAGGUUUUCGUGUAAAUUACUACCACUAUCACUACCAUUAUUUUUUAUAAUUUUUUUUUUAUAUUAAAUUUCUUCCCCGGUAUUAUGUAAGUUUAACAGUGUUUGUGAGUGUAAUAUUUAGGUGAAUUACCAGAUGUUUUUACAUGUUACAAGGUUGAGAUCUUUUAAAGGCUUUGACCAAUUAUUGUAAUAAAUUGGAUUUCUGUA
This is a messenger RNA of Quercus robur (English oak), 3270 nucleotides long. RefSeq names its product protein IQ-DOMAIN 32. Bases 375 to 2855 code for a protein of 826 amino acids. The transcript is spliced from 6 exons. Lineage: Eukaryota; Viridiplantae; Streptophyta; Magnoliopsida; Fagales; Fagaceae. The record is from RefSeq and is a predicted model, not a curated record. Gene Ontology annotation, molecular function: protein binding.